AUGGCGGACAUCUCCAUCCGCAAAUGGAUCCGCUGGGAGCCUCACUCCCCCACACCACCAACGUCCGUCAUCGUGCUCACCUCCCCCCAACGUCGUUUUGUCGAUAUCAGAGUCAUCCUCCCGCUUCCUACCCCUACAGACUCGGAAUUGCCACUAGAGCAACUGGAGUGGGCUAUCGCAGGCACGUCGACUUCUUCCCCGGUUUUGAACCCCAAGACGAAAGAAGUGGAGUAUUCGCAUUGUGUUUGGAGUCACUGGAUUGAUUCACGGGUCAAUAACAGGGAUGCUGGGGCUGACGAGGGAGAUAAUUACCCUGUGGAGGGACACCCCGAGUUGACGCUGGAAAGGGGGAGGAUGGUGAACCCCGCUAGUGGGCGGGUGGAGGGGUACGAGGAGAUGUGGGUGGCUGGGGAAGUGAGGGCGGUGGAGGGAGUGGGGUGUGUUGUUUUGGAGUAUGAUGCUGAUUUGAAGGGGGAGGAGGGGUGGGCUCGAGGGGAGGGGGGGAAACAAGGGGAGGUCGAAAGGGUGGGGAGGGGGAUGGUGGUUCGGUUGGGGGGGUAUGUACAGGGUUUUUUGAGGGAUGGGGAGGAUGUGAGGGUUGAGAGGUGGGUUUGGGAGGGGGAAAGAGGAAAGUGGGAGAAGAGGGUUAGGAUUGGGAGUGGGGGGUUGAAGGGGGGGGGGUGA
Molecule: messenger RNA, 684 nt
Organism: Podospora pseudopauciseta
Lineage: Eukaryota; Fungi; Ascomycota; Sordariomycetes; Sordariales; Podosporaceae
Exons: 1
Coding region: 1-684 (227 amino acids)
Source: RefSeq, a predicted model, not a curated record